GCAUUGUUUUGUGCUGUCACUGACAGUGUAGUCACUACAGACGUAAGCGGAGCGUGUGACUGUACGAGCUGGCUGCGUGACGUCAUCCGUGGUGCAUUAUAAGUGAUGCUCCAGAUUGUGUACUAUGCGGGGUCAGUGUAGCGGUGCUCGGAUGGGGAGCUAUUCCAGGAGCUGUUUAUUUUUCCAGGGCCGGGAUCUAAAUUUGGAAGGGUGACAUGGGAGGCAGGGGAUGUGCUCGGGAGGAGGGGGGGCGGUGUGUGCCAGUCCUCAGCUUGUUAUUCUGCAUUAGUCAGCCAGACGUCGUGUGCUGUUAUGUUCCCCUCACCGGCCUGUUGCUAGGAGACGGCGGAGGAGUAAAGGGGUAAUGCGCCUAGUUGUGAAUGAGCUGCUCCCAUCGCACAGGGUCACACGUCGGGCUCAUGAGGACGUGUGAAGGUGAAGAAUGGCCACUGUGAGCUCCGAAUUCUUCAAGACUCUAUGAAGAGAAGUAAAUGUGCCAAUGGAGACACUUUAAGAACAAGCAUGCAUAUCCGGCAGUAAAGGAGUCCAAAAAGGAAUUUUGCCAAAACGUUCAAUGUGUUUAGCACCCAGCAGGAAAGAUGAGGCUGAAAUGGAAACUUCUGAUAGAACGUCUCCUGCUUCCAUCAUGCAUCCCAAGCCAGAACAAGCCCCCCAGGAACGAGGCACCAGCCGACUGUAUCUCAUUGCUGCAAUACUUACCUGGCUGGUAACAGGUACCACCAUCUCUAGUCUUAACAAAUGGAUAUUUGCCGUUUACAACUUUAGGUACCCCCUGUUACUGUCCUCGCUUCACAUGCUCACGGCCAUCCUGUUGGACUAUCCCAUUCUCAGGUGGGGAUUGGUACAUGUCAACACCGAGGAGGAUCUGACCCUGCACACCGGUGCCCGCUUUAAAGUGUUCCUGCUGAGUGUGACCUUCUGCUCCAGCAUUGCCUUUGGGAAUCUCGGACUGAGCUGCGUUCAGCUUUCUUUUGCACAGAUGAUUUACACUACUACCCCAAUUUUCACCUUGGCUCUUUCAAAGCUUUUGCUGGGCACCAAACAUCAUGCCCUUAAAUAUACUGCCAUGAUACCCAUAUGUCUGGGAGCUUGUUUCAGUAUUAUUGGAGAAGUGCAGUUUGACCAGACCGGGUGCAUCUACCUUUUCGCAUCGACAUUUCUCAGGGGGCUGAAAUCCAUACAACAGAGUUCACUCCUUAAAGAUGAAAACAUCGAUUCAGUGACCCUGCUGUACCUGAUGUCCAUCCCCAGUUUCUGUAUCCUGCUACUGGCUGCUUUGCUGCUCGAGACGGGGGUGGCGUGGGAGAGCCCCCCUGACUGCGAUGAUAGACUUUGGCUCUUCAUCCUUCUGAGUUGUUUGGGAUCUGUCCUGUACAACCUUGCAAGCUUCUGUGUCAUCACACGGACAUCUGCUGUCACCAUACAUGUGCUAGGCAACCUAAAUGUGGUUGGGAACCUUGUCCUCUCGAGGGUGGUCUUUGGAAGCCAUUUGACAUUUCUCAGUUACACGGGCAUUGGUCUUACUUUGGCUGGAAUGUUUAUGUACCAUAACUGCGAUUUAAUCGCUGGAUACAUUAGCUCUAGGCGUCCUCCUCAUGCCACAGAAAGACGCGUUAAGUCUGACUAGAUCCUUCCUGCGAAGAACUUACCUAUUAACCAGUGUACUGAGGUCCCUUUUAAGGAACAGGUCGGCUUCUAUUUGUAUAUGUGAACUCCAACUUGAAGAACAGCAUAAAGGAUUAAAGUCCAAUGUUAAUCUGGCAUCUAAACUGUGCUGAAGAUUUUAUCAGGGCAUCUAGAGGGCACAAGUGACUGAAUGUUUCUUUCAUGAAACGAUAUAUUAAUAUAAUUUUAGAUCCUUGUUUUAGUUCACUCUGGUUUUUCAGAGGGAUAAUAUAUUUUCUUAUCUGUACUCCAUGCAAUAUAGUUCAGUACUGAACACCAAAUUAUUGGACCUGAAAAAGAGCCAAACAUAUUAACCAGCUGACUCUCCCCUUCCCUGGAUGAAAUAAAGGGAAAUAUAUCUUUAUUACUAUACUGUAUAACUAGUAAACGUGAUAGAUUAUAGAUGUGCUGUCAUCAUGACGAAGUAAAGCACAGUAUAUUACUCUUAGGUAGGGAAGCUGUUAUGUGUCGUAAUCCCCACAAUAGGUGCCAUAUGUCAUCAGACAUUUAUUUAAAUGCCAUGUCCACCUUUUCAGCAGUUUGUUUUAUUUAUUGCUCCAAUGCCUCCUAAAUGAAAAAUGAAUCAACUUUUAAAACCAUUUUCAUAAAAAAUAUCCUACCAUUUUGUGCCUAUAGAUGGUAUACAAAUCUACAGUGUGCGCCUACAUACUAACAGGCUACAAACACAUCCUGUACAAUGUCAUCCUGUAGUCAUGUUCCUUUGUAUUAGCUCCCUACUUCUUCCUAACAUACAUUAGGUUGGGAAAAGGUGGGGGUUUAUAUUGGGGCAAGUAUGACUGCAGAAUCACAUUGCACAGGGCGUGUUUGUAGUCUGUUACCAUGGAGACACAUUGUUCUGCUGAGAAGCUGUAGUAACAACACAUUAGUAUAUUUUUAAUAGUGAUUGUUUGAAAAGUUGUAUAAUUUUUUCACACUAUGGAGCAAUGUAAUUAUUUUUGUGAAGGUAUACAUUUGAUGAUACUUACUGGGAACCUUUCAGCAGGAUAUUGCCUUCAAUCUGCACCCAUUAUUGUGACUUAUAAAUGAAGUCAAGGAGGCUGGCUAUUUCUUUCUCCAAAUCAAGAUUCAUGUGGCCAAACCUUCACCAUGUCCUGUCAUUGACAUUUUCUAUCACAAACACCGCCCCCCCCAUUGCUUCCCAGUGCAUGCGAUAGAUAUUUCAAUCAAUAGACAAGGUGCAGGACUUGGGCCCUUCAAUCUCAACUCGGAGAAAGAAAGAGCCAAUCUCUGCAGGGAAUAAAGAUGUUUUCGCUGCAUUUACAAGUCACAGGAACUGUAAAGAACACCAUCGGGGACAACACAAAAGGAAUGUCCAUGGAGUUUGCUCAACAAUGGCCCAAAUUUAUUUGGACUGUGACCUAGCAACGUAUGGUGACUAUGACUCCUUCAGACAGUGGUUUCAGAAUAGGAACAUGGUUGCUUGUCCCCUUAGCUAGAGCUGGGAUUUCAGGCAGUAUAAGGGUAUGACAGGGUUAAAAUCCACCACAUACCUAUGACACCACAGAAACCGCAGUGGUUUCUGCCCCAGUUGUCCUCCCUUAAUGCCGCUGACCAGUUCACAGCUUAGCUCCAAUUCAUUAGAGCUGAGCCGCGAGUGGACUGCCACCACGGUUACAAGCCAUGGGUGUCCACGCCAAAAUUCUGCAGGAUAAAGAAACGCCAUAUGAACGGGUUAUGGCCACACGUGGUGUAAAUAAUGCAGAUAUUUCUCAGUGGAUUUCUGUUUGGAAAAUCCACAGUGUUUCCAUUAGCAGCUAAGAGGAUGAGAUUUGAACAAGUAUCCAUAUGCUGUGAAAAAAUUCUGCCACAAAAUCCACACAUAACUUAACAUGCUGUGCAGAUAUUUAGUCCGCAGCAUGUCCGCAGAUUUUCACCCUUUACAAUGAAAACAGUUAAAUGUAUGGUAAACCUACAAGUAGGGCUGCAACAAGUACUCGACUAAAUCGAGUAAUUCGACACCAAAAAAUUCUUGAUGCAAAUUGUGAAUACUCACCUUUACAGCAGGGGGCCUCCGGACACUCCACAGCACGUCCAUGGUCCCGUGCACUGACCUUCUGACAUACGCACGCCGUGACCUGAUGCGCUGUGUGACGUCAGACGCUGAGAAGCGCAGAACGAUGGAGUGUCGGCGGCGCCCCUGCUGGAAAAGUAAGUUGGUGCGACUAAGGCCGGGCGCUGUGCACUCUGGCUGUCAGGAGGAGCAGU
Bufo bufo (common toad) is the source of this 3912-nucleotide messenger RNA. RefSeq names its product solute carrier family 35 member E4 (gene SLC35E4). Bases 575 to 1648 code for a protein of 357 amino acids. Gene Ontology annotation, cellular component: Golgi apparatus. Gene Ontology annotation, molecular function: antiporter activity. NCBI's taxonomy places the organism in Eukaryota, Metazoa, Chordata, Amphibia, Anura, Bufonidae. The record is from RefSeq and is a predicted model, not a curated record. The transcript is spliced from 3 exons.